UCCACCUUCAGUAAUCAACACGAAUUAUUUGUUUUUGUUACAAAAGUUUUUUUAGAAAACAAAAUUAUAGCUAUUGCAGUGGACAUCGUACUUGAAGAGGCAGCGACUGCAGGCGAAGUGGGUUAUCAAAUUUCUUAGAUAUUUACAUCCUUGUUUUUCUUGGAAGAGGACUCUCACUUCCGGAUAAGUAAAACUUGAUGCAGUUAUACUUUCGCUUUGUAUGAGUUUCGUGGUGAUUAAUUGAUAAAUUAAAGUUUGUAAGCCUUUUUCUACCCAGUCGGUCUGGAGUUUUUUGCCUUGUGAGUUGGGCUUCAAUGAACGUAGAGUUAUGUCACAUUUACUCUAUGUGAGGAAUUUACCGAACGACAUAGAUCUGCUGAGAUUAAUAAUCUACUUUCAGUCGGGUGAAUCAGGAGGUGGCGAUAUAAAUGAGGAUAAUAGUCAAUUGGAAGACGGCGUUGCUGUUCUGGAUUUUGAAAGCAAAGAAGAUUUGGAAAAUGUUCUUCAACAAAAACAUGAAAUUGAUGGAUGCAAAAUUGAAAUCUCGGAUAAACCAUUCAAACUUAACACCCAAAAGAGUAGCACUAACAAGCCAUCCAUGUCUAAUAACUCCAUUCCUGACAAGGAAAAAGCAUAUCUAGACGAAGUUCGCACAGUUAUCGUAAGCGGUCUCAAUAUUGACACAACGGACGAAACAUUGCACAUGUUUUUUGAAAAUGCCCGAAGAUCUGGCGGAGGUAAAAUCGAACAUCUUGAGCGAUGUGAUUCGGAUGUCGCUCAUCUCACCUUUGCAAAGGCUGAAGUGGCAGCAGAAGUUUUGAAGCGCGAGAAGCUGGAACUUGACGGUUACUUAUUACAAUUGAAAGAAAAACAACCGAAGCUGCAUCUUCCUCCCGACAAGAAGAAAUUGUACAUCGAAAACAUUAAGCCGAAGACUACAAAGGACAGUGUUUCAAAUUACAUUGAGCUUCAGACUGACGUAAGAGUUUGUGAACUGUGGUUUGGUGACAGCCAAAAUGCCAUAGUCCAUUUUGAAAACAAAGUAGAUCUCGAGAAAGUAUUAAAAAGAAAAGCCUUUAGAAGGAGCCGAGCUGAAAAUUUCUCAUCCUCCCUUAUGUAACACGUUGUUGAUUACUGGCCUUACCCAGAACACAACAAAGCAGGCCAUCGAGAUGUACUUUGAAAGUGAGAAAUAUGGUGGAGGUAAGAUCUAUGGAGAAGUCAUUCACCAAAAAGAGCGUGGAGUAGCAGUUGUUUCUUUCUGUGAUCCUGACGUUUUGAAGUCUUUAUUGUCUAAAGAACAGAAAUUAAAUGGAGCCAAGCUGGGUGUUUGUCAGCACUACCAGUUCAUGCGUGAGAUCAAGGAAGUUGUCUAUAAAAAGAUAAGCGUCGAUCGUUUUGUGUUAAAUCACGUUAACAGAAAAUGUCAACUUGAGGGCAGUGAUCAUUUGGGAACCGAAUUGCUUCAAAGGAUCAAUGAAAAUAACGGAGAGUUAACAUUGCCCGAGGAAAUGGCGAAUGCUUGUGAGUCGUAUUUUGAUAGGUUUGUUGUUUUGGAGUUGCCCUUCAGCGAAAAGUUAUUUCAAAAAUCGGAAGAUGAAUUGCGAAAGCUAUGUGGAUUACCGGAAGUAAAAAAAGAUGUUACGGCCAUUGUCGAUAAGAGUAUGGUCAGGGUUGUUGUUGGAAA
Xenia sp. Carnegie-2017 is the source of this 1687-nucleotide messenger RNA. RefSeq lists its product as uncharacterized. Bases 329 to 1120 code for a protein of 263 amino acids. The record is from RefSeq and is a predicted model, not a curated record. The transcript is spliced from 6 exons. Gene Ontology annotation, molecular function: RNA binding. NCBI's taxonomy places the organism in Eukaryota, Metazoa, Cnidaria, Anthozoa, Malacalcyonacea, Xeniidae.